Messenger RNA from Helianthus annuus (common sunflower), 2627 nucleotides. RefSeq names its product protein SPA1-RELATED 4. The transcript has 8 exons. Gene Ontology annotation, molecular function: ATP binding; protein kinase activity; protein binding. Lineage: Eukaryota; Viridiplantae; Streptophyta; Magnoliopsida; Asterales; Asteraceae. Gene Ontology annotation, biological process: photomorphogenesis; protein phosphorylation. The record is from RefSeq and is a predicted model, not a curated record. Bases 338 to 2446 code for a protein of 702 amino acids.
CAAAAACACUAGCCACAGAAUCAUCUUAUCUGGUGUUAUUUAAUUCUUUCUGUUGAAUAUCUAUUAUUUUAUUUCAGUUCAGAAACAUGUUGGUUUACAAUUAAAACAACCAGCAGACAUCUGGGGAGAUUCUUUUCUUUUUUUCUUUUUUUUCUAUUUCUAGAAAAAAAGAUUCCAUUAUUAUGGUUCUUGUUUGCACAAGUUAAAGAUCUCUAGUUCCCCUCAUGAAGAUUAUUACUGGCCAGAUGAUCAUGUGUUUAAAUGUUAUUCUGAACUGAUAUGGGGUUGGUACUAGUAGUGACUACAUGCUCUAGAGCUGAAAUUUAUAUUGAUUUUUAUGGAUCAAUUGGUGGAUGAUAUGGAUAACUCAUCUGAUCAUGAUCAUGAUCAUGAGAAUACAGUAGUUGGUUCAUUAGAGAGUAAAGAUGUUAGUUUACGACAGUGGUUAGACAACGCGAACCGAGUGGUUGAUGCGCUAGAAUGCUUACAUAUAUUUAUGCAAAUAGCGAAAAUUGUGAACUCAGCACAUAGCCAAGGGGUUGUUCUUCACAACAAUCGGCCUUCGUGCUUUGUUAUGUCGUCGUUUAAUCAUGUAUCGUUUAUAGAGUCCGCGUCUUGCUCCGAUUCGGGCUCAGAUUCUUAUCAGGAUGUUACAUCCUCAAAUAUUUCUCAUAAUAAAGUGUCGGAAAUCGAUUGGGGUGAAUCUAAUGGUAAACAAACAGAAGAGAAAGAAGAUAGGUUUCCUAUGAAAAAGAUAUUACAAAUGGAAACAAAUUGGUAUACAAGCCCUGAGGAAGCUGCUGAUGGUCCGAGCUCUUGUGCUUCCGAUGUUUAUCGAUUAGGGAUUCUUCUGUUUGAGUUAUAUUACCCUUGUAGUUCGCCAGAAGAAAAGAACUCCAACAUGUCUGUCGUUAAACAUCGUAUGUUACCUCCACAAUUUCAUUUGAAGUGGCCAAAGGAAGCCUUCUUUUCGAUGCGUUUACUGCAUCCCGACCCUGCUAGCAGGCCCAAAAUAGAUGAAGUGUUACAAAGCGAGUUUCUUAACGGGCUUAGAGAAAAACUAGACGAACGUGAAGCUGCAAUAGAGCUCGAAGAAAAGAUUGUCGAGCAAGAAAUGUUGCUCGACUUUCUUGUAACGCUGCAACAACGAAAACAAGAAGCUGCAGAUUACUUGCAGAAAGAUUUCUCAAUUCUGUCGUCUGAUCUGCAACAAGUUACAAAACUUCAAGCGUCAGUUAGAAGAAAAGGAGACUCUAAUUCGAUGAACAGUUCAAAACCUGAUGACUUUGCAAGCUCGGGGUCCAGAAAACGUAUUAGAACACCGAAAGAAAAUCAAGAAAGUUCUAGAUUGGCGAAAAACUUCAAGAAGCUAGAAUCAGCUUACUUUUUAACUAGAAAUAGAGCGGUAAAUAGCGGGUGGAUGAAUCCGUUUAUGGAGGGACUGUCGAAAUACAUGUCGUCGAGUAAAUUAAAAGUCAAAGCUGACUUGAAACUAGGUGAUCUUUUGAAUUCUUCAAGCCUUGUAUGCUCCUUGAGUUUUGAUCGCGACGGGGAGUUUUUCGCAACGGCGGGUGUUAAUAAAAAGAUUAAAGUUUUCGAAUAUGAAUCGAUCUUGAACGAGAAUCGAGACAUCCACUUUCCUAUUGUUGAAAUCCCGACAAGAUCAAAGUUAAGCAGUAUUUGUUGGAAUCGCUACAUUAAAAGCCAGUGUGCUUCAAGUAAUUUCGAAGGUGUCGUGCAGGUGUGGGAUGUUACGCAAGGUCAAGUAGCUGCGGAAAUGAGAGAGCACCAGAGACGCGCGUGGUCUGUUGACUUCUCAGCCGAUCCAAAAUUGCUGGCCAGUGGGAGUGAUGACGGUUCGGUUAAGCUCUGGAAUAUUAAUCAGGGAGCGAGUAUUGGUACCAUUAAAACAAAGGCGAAUGUGUGCUGUGUUCAGUUUCCUUGUGAAUCUAGUAAUUUUCUUGCAUUUGGUUCUGCAGAUCAUAGAGUAUAUUACCAUGAUUUACGCAAUUUAAGUAUGCCACUCUACACAUUGGUUGGACAUAAGAGAACCGUUAGUUACAUCAAGUUUAUAGAUUCAAAAACUAUUGUAUCAUCAUCUACCGAUAACACACUCAAGCUUUGGGAUUUAUCCGACACCGCAUCUCAAGUGAUUGACCGCCCGAUUCAGUCAUUCUCUGGCCAUGUCAAUGUAAAGAAUUUUGUUGGCCUAUCAGUAUCAGGCGGCUACAUCGCUACUGGUUCAGAAACAAACGAGGUUUUCAUCUACCACAAAGGCUUCCCUAUGCCUGCAAUGUCAUAUAAAUUCAACACCACCGAUCCGAUAUCAGGAAAUGAAGUGGAAGACAACGAACAAUUCAUUUCAUCCGUCUGUUGGCGCCCUCAAUCGUCCACUUUGGUUGCCGCAAAUUCUAUGGGUAAUAUUAAGGUUCUGGAGGUGGUUUAAAUUUUUGGGAUUAGAGUGUAUGCAGAGGUUUUUUUCUGUUUAAAACUUAGUACAGAAAAGGUGUAUAAGUUUUAUAAUUUUUGCAGUUCAGAUUAUUAUUGUGACUUCAAUCUCGAACCGGAACAAUGUACAUCUCUUGUUGCAUGAUGUAUAAGUCAUGAAAUAACACAAAUUUAAGAUA